This is a messenger RNA of Ectocarpus sp. CCAP 1310/34, 752 nucleotides long. NCBI's taxonomy places the organism in Eukaryota, Phaeophyceae, Ectocarpales, Ectocarpaceae. The record is from the annotation of a GenBank genome assembly.
GAGAGAGAGGGGAAAACACGAAAACACAGCUUCUUUGGCAGCAACGGCAGGAGGUGCACAGCACGUAAGGCAGACGCAGAGGCUGCGAAACAGAGGGCCUCAACACCUUCGCCGUGUGUAUUGAAGCGAAGGCUGGUCUGGUCCAGCACUUGCACAGCUGAGGUCAAGUACCCCACGAGAGCGUAGCGCUCACGCUCCUGAAGCGGUAGCGGAGCAGUCACCUUGCAGAGCAGUCAAGUAGUAUCAUUACCACCAUGGGUCGGCGUGGAAGAGCGUCUACUUCAACAGGGACGAAGCACACGGCAUCUCUACUGGUCCUGGCUGUGCUCGCGUGCGUUUUAUCGAUAGCGUCUUCUUUCGUCGCUUCAAACGCAGCAAUCGCAUUCGGCAGGCAAGGCAGGGAUAGCAGCAGCGGUACCAGGGCAACACAGCCGCAGGGCACAGGUAGCAUGUUGUUGGAAGGAGCGCGGGGAAGACUAACGAGGCGACAGCGAUCAUCUUGCUUGGGUGCGGGUGACGGGGAGGGGGCAUCAUCUGCUGUCCCUACGGGGGGCGGCAAAAACAACGCGCUGGGAGCGGGGGAGGCGGGGAGGGGAGGGGGGAUUGCACCACCAGCAGGACGACCAUCGCUGUCUUCGCAAUCGGCCGCUCCCGCCAGGACGGAGAUCCCGACAGACGUUGCUGUCGUAGGGGCGCCCCAGCAGGCUGGAGGGAGCGUGGGCCUUUGCUGCCGAGCGGCACGAUUUAUCUAA